CUCGCUUGCAGCCAGAGACGCUGCUUUUUUUCCGGGUUCGGAGCUGUUCCGGAUGCUUUAGGCUGCCGGAUGUCUGAUCUCCGGAUAACUGAGGCGUUUCUGUACAUGGAUUAUCUGAAUGAAAUUUUGACUCUCUACCUUAUGCUAUAUUUGCUUGAGUGAACAACAUACUUAAAGGGAUCACAGGACAUCAGAGCUUGAGGAUGUCAGACCUUAGAGAACAUCAUCUUGAAUGAUCUCAUCUUUCCAGUUGGAGAAACAGAGGCAUGGACAGGGUCAAAGAUUUUUAUUAGAGAAAGACAUUUCAUUUUAGGUGGCUGGAAAGUACGUGCAGCUGAGAACCAUCAACCAUUUAGACUACAUGCUUCAUUUGAGUUGUGUUUCUGGACAAAAGUCAAGUAUGACAACUUGUUUUAGAGCACUUUGCUGCAAGGGACCACCGCCUGCACGACCAGAAUAUGACCUGGUUUGCAUAGGCCUCACCGGCUCUGGAAAGACAAGUCUGCUGUCAAAGCUCUGCAGCGAAAGUCCCGAGAACGUCGUGUCCACCACAGGUUUUAGUAUAAAAGCAGUGCCAUUCCAGAAUGCCAUCUUGAAUGUAAAAGAACUUGGAGGGGCUGAUAAUAUCCGGAAAUACUGGAGCCGCUACUACCAAGGAUCUCAAGGGGUAAUAUUUGUACUAGACAGUGCCUCUUCUGAAGAUGAUUUAGAAACUGCUAGAAAUGAACUGCACUCCGCACUUCAGCACCCACAGUUAUGCACUUUACCGUUUUUAAUAUUGGCCAAUCAUCAAGACAAGCCAGCUGCUCGAUCAGUACAAGAGGUCAAAAAAUAUUUUGAACUUGAACCACUCGCACGCGGAAAACGCUGGAUUCUGCAGCCCUGCUCACUGGAUGACAUGGAUGCACUGAAAGACAGCUUCUCUCAGCUGAUAAAUUUGUUAGAAGAAAAAGAUCAUGAAGCUGUAAGAAUGUGAAAUCUGGCAAAGAAAACGGGUUCCCAGAAGGCCUUGAACCUAUCAUGUUAGUUUCUCAUUUUAAUUUUAUUUUGGCAUCAAGACUAUAAUGGCUUCAAUGUCUAUUUUCCUCUAGUUGUCCUCAGACUCCCAUCUCUCUGUGAAAGUGAAUAUUCUGUAUAGCAGGUGAACUAUCAUCAGCAUUACCGUCAAGUACACACUACUGAGAGAGAAUUUAUUCUCUGUUUACCACUAAUUAUCUUCACCGCAUGUCUUUUCCUUCUGUUGUUCUAAGUGUCUCUUCUAUACUCUGUGCUAAAAUGAGUGGAAUUCAUGGCUCACGGAAAUCAAAUCCCUUAUGGAAGGACUCAGGGGGACUCAGAACUUUGACUCAUUUUCCCUGGGUUUGGAGGUGCAGUAUUAUGUGACUAGGACUCCCCAUAAUAUGUAUAUUGUUUUAUUUUAGUUUAUCUUUUAGCUUUUUGUCUACUAGCCUUAUAGAUUAUGAGAGAAAAAUUAGCACUAAAAACUUCAAUUAAUCACCUUAUGGGAAAGGAAUAUCCUGCCAUAGUUUCCUUGUUGACAUGUGAAGUCUCACUCCCCCCUUUUAAGAGCAAAGACAUUGUUUUAGUUUUUGAGAAGAGAGAGAGGAAACUUAGGCACAAUGCAUGCAACAUUGAUUACUGUUUCAUCAAGUCCUCAAAUAUUUUUUUAAUGGAAAGAUUACCCUGCAUAAAGUCAAGCUGCAACAUAAUAUAAGUAUCUUUUUCUAAAAAUCUUCAGUAUCUGAUUGGAAGAGAGAAAAUAAUUUUUAAAAUAACAGAAAAAAUGUAAGAACAGCCAAAUGAAGUAUAGUUGAUACCAACUGGGGUUUAAGCUGGCAUGGAUUUGACAAAUAUAACACAGAUAGCCUUUUCUGUAUAUUCAUUCAUUAAGUGCUAAUGUAGUUUAAUGGAGUCAGUUAAUGUCUCCAACUAGUAAUUAAAAGUCUACCAGUAUUUCUAUUAUAAACCUCUAUUUUCAGGGGUUUCAAUGAGCCCUUAAAAAUGUGCUGGGGCUGAGUAAAUUAGUCAUUUUAGGGCCCCAAUUCAGUCUUUGGAACUGAUUUUUUUUUUUUACAUAAUUUAAAUGACAAAAUUAUGCAGAGAUAACUGUACAGUUUUAUUAAAGUUUGGCGCCUUUGACCUUUUCUAAAUCAGAAAUAAUCUUAUGGAUAUCGAGGUUUAGGGAGGAAAUAUUCUUUGGCAUGUUUUGUAGGUUUUUUUGACCACUGAAAAUACAAAGUGGCCAAAUGUUAGAAAAACUGCUCCCUUCAUCUGCAAUAAAAACAUGUUUGUAGUUUUUAGGUAGCAUGGACUGAUUCCCAAAUACUGCAGGUUUACACUGUGUUACAGGGUGAUAUUACCCUUGUAAUUCUCCAGAGAUGUACAUCACUCAAAUAUAAUCACAUAGGUGGAUUUUAAUGAAAUCAUUACCUUUGAAACAUCGAAUACUUCCUGAAGCUUUUUUUAAAUGGCAUGGAUCAAAAAAAUUCAUAUUCAAUUUUGUCUACAGCAUCCUUGAAUAUUUUUACACCAUGUAAUCUGUGAGCAGCACAAAACUUUUAUUCUGAUGACCAGUUACACAAUUUCUGCUUUUAUUUUGUCCUGAUGUGCUCAUCUUCUAUGAAAAAUAAAUGAUCAUUAGGCAUUGCUUCCUCUGCAAGUUCAUUAAAUGUAGCAUGUUGUCUUUUUAAGAUACUGUGGCUGAGUCCUCCUAAGCCAUCUGUUAAAUGACUUCCCGUUGUCUGUGUGUGUGUGUGUUCAUUUGUGCGCCAGUGAUGGGCUUCUUCUCAGACCCACGACUGUCUGCAGUGUCUCAGCCAUCAGAAUGAAAACAUUAUCAAUCAGUACCCAACAACAGCUGUUUUUGACAAGUUUCUGUCUGACGCCUAAUGCUUUACAACUGUCAAUAAGGCUCCUUCUUUGUCUAGCAGUUCGGAGCUCGCCGUCUUGCUGCUUCCGUGUGGCAUCCUGUCCUUGUAACCCUAGAAUUUGCCAUGUUUUGGAAAUCCACUUGUAGGGAGGGGAGGGGGCUUGGCUGGGUGUGUGUGGGUGGGUGGUGGGUGGUGGGUGUGUGUAUGCAUUAUUCCUACUUUCAUUAAAGUGCCACAGGUGUCUUCGUUUUGCAUAUUCAAAUAUUAUAUGGGAAAAACAGCCUGUUAUGUAUUCACUUAGCUUCUUGUUAUAUUUAUGGAAGUUACCAGUUUUUGUACCUUCUUAGCCAAAGCAGUUGCCUUUUUGUAAUGGCAAUUAAUUUAUAUAACAAAACUUUGUAUCUAUUGUAGUUUGUAGUUUCGGUUGCUAAUUAACUGCCAUCUUGCCCUGUCUUUCUGUUAACACUGUAUCUAUACUUAGAGGUUAACAGAUUCAUGUGGACAAUUGCCAGGCAAGAAGAACUCAUAUUGUCCGUGAUUUAUAUAUGAUUUCCACUAUCUUCAAGUGAAAAUAAAUGCUGAGUAGAAUUGAU
This is a messenger RNA of Manis javanica (Malayan pangolin), 3463 nucleotides long. It is a transcript of the gene ARL15, whose product is annotated as ARF like GTPase 15. NCBI's taxonomy places the organism in Eukaryota, Metazoa, Chordata, Mammalia, Pholidota, Manidae. The record is from RefSeq and is a predicted model, not a curated record. Gene Ontology annotation, molecular function: GTPase activity; GTP binding.